Molecule: messenger RNA, 897 nt
Organism: Peronospora belbahrii
Lineage: Eukaryota; Oomycota; Peronosporomycetes; Peronosporales; Peronosporaceae
Source: the annotation of a GenBank genome assembly
AUGGAAGAUGCAAAGAGUGUCUAUAGUGCCCUCCGUCCUCGAACAUUGUUUGUUUCGGCCUCUCCCGUGCUACUCACUAUCAGUCUUCUAUAUAAAUCUCAUCAUGUCUCCUUUCUACAGUUCGAUGUGUUUACCAUUCUCAUCUGCGCGCUAUUAGCACAACUGAUUGGAAAUCUCAGUGUCGUAUACAACAAUUUCCAACGUACAUUGCAGCCCAGUAAGAUCACAGAAGUGCCGGAUGUGAAGAUUAUUCUUAAUUUAUUAACGCUGACUCAAAUUCGACGUUGGUCGACUCUAUUUUACGGUCUUCAAUUGACUCUGUUCGGGUUAACGCAUGGCAUUUAUGGCAAAAGCAUUCAAAUUACGGGAGCAAUGGUCUCACUUGUCACAUUAAUAUUGAUCUAUUGUCAACGCAAGGACAAGUUAUUGCGAGUAAUUGGGCUACGUGAAGCUAUGAUCGCCUGGGGUGUUGGUCCGAUUGCUAUGUUCAGCACGUCUGUCUAUCUCGUUGGGGAAUUGCCAUGGGCUAUUGUCAUGUAUGCGUACAUUGUGAUGCUUUUAGCAUGGGCGUAUUUACUACUUGAAAGUGCACGGGACGCACCAUUUGCUAGACGCAUGGGGUGUGCAGACACAUCGUUGGCACUACACUUGGGGUUUCAGUACUGUUUCCAGGGCUUUUUGCUACUAAUGGUAUCGUUCUACGGUCUUGUCCUAGUGAUCGGAAUUGCAAUGGGACAUCUGGGAAAUUUCUUGCUGGUCGUGACGAUUGUUAAACUCAAGGACAUCAGUGAGGAUUUAAGACUGGAAAGACUCAACCUGUUGCCAGACCAGUUUGCUCGACUUGCAGCAGUAUUAAGCGUUGGACUCAUUUUUUCAAUUCUCGCAGGACUAACAUAG